CCGACUUGAGUGCUUCGCCUCAAACAGACCUUCUGUACAUCCAGCCAGUCUCGUACAAAAUAACGGCCAGAAUGACCGCCUCUCGCUUCAUCAUGUUCUCCGCAGUGGUGGUGCUUCUGUGCGCAGUUAGCCUCAGUGAAGGUUUGCGUAUUGGACCACAAAGAUGCUGUUUCUCCUUUUCGGACCGUCCUGUGCCAAUCAAAAAAGUGGCUGAAUACAGCAUGACAAGCCAGCAGUGCCCCAAGGAAGCCGUGCUGUUCAAGACUGUGAAGGGUUAUUUUGUGUGUGCCAGACCCACUGACUCAUGGGUAAAGGGGCUCAUCAAGAUCAUUGACAGCAGGAACAUUGGAAGCCAGGGGACCUUGUGAUCAUAUUGAGCUGCAUCCUCCAAAAAACAUUUUGGAAGCACUGGACAAGUGUGGAGUCUGAGGAAAACUUAAAGAAAAAAAAAACUGACAAAUGCAUUGUCACUAAAUGAUCAGCAUAUUAAAGCUAUGGGGUUAAACAAUCCAGAAUGUAUUAUGUUUGAAUUGUUUCUCUUUUUAACUCGUCUGUCAUUUGUCUUACUAAUGUAUUUCUAAAGAGAGUGUUUUGUACUGAAAAAUAAAGUAUUGCAGAUUACUAGCCUAUAGCUCAAAGUAUAAACUAGUUUAUAGAAGAACAUGAAAUAUUUUUGUAAUGUGUCAUUAAAGACAACAUAUUAUGAUGAAGAUCUGUUUAUGUAAGUUUUUGCAAAUGUAACC
Molecule: messenger RNA, 743 nt
Organism: Sinocyclocheilus grahami
Lineage: Eukaryota; Metazoa; Chordata; Actinopteri; Cypriniformes; Cyprinidae
Product: C-C motif chemokine 8-like
Exons: 3
Coding region: 72-368 (98 amino acids)
Biological process (GO): immune response
Cellular component (GO): extracellular region
Molecular function (GO): chemokine activity
Source: RefSeq, a predicted model, not a curated record